AUGGCCACCCGUUCUUUCAACUUCAGUGUUACCUAUUGCAGCACACCCCAGAUGGACAGAGUGAUAAAUGGACGUUUUUCAGUUUCUCUCGCACUGUUGCUUACCUCCCGCCGCGUAAACGCGCUUACGGCUCGUAUUCUCCUUCUCAGAGGCAACUUUCGCGUCUACACGGUCCGAGACCUUCAGCGAUUGUUUGAUAUGCUUGAGCAUGGAAAGCUGAGUUUCGUGAGGCGAAUUCAUAUAUCACUAAGCAACAUCGAUUCGGACAAAGAUUUCGCUGAAGACACUGUGGCGGCUGAAAAUGCUUUCGAGCGAUGUAUCUCGCUCAUAAAUCGUCUGUCUUCAAAUUUACUGAUUCUGAAUAUUCAUCCACUCGUCGAAUUUCGUUGGGUUACUGGCUGUGAUGCCCGCGGCAUUGGCAACUCUGUUCCCCAUCCUCCACCUACAAAAGACCAUUUGGAAGCACUGCAGAAAAAACAUGGCCACACUCUGCGGUGGUUGAUCAUGCAGUAUGGCUAUUGGCUUCGCGAAAUCAGCGAACCGGCUACUUUUGUGUUCACUGCCGAUGAUGUUGAAACUUUCCUAAGAGAUCUUGAUCUUGAGGGUGUGGUCAUCACGGUUCCACACAUAAAUCUAUGCCUAGCCAUCCUAAUGCUUGCAUUUGAGAGACAAGCAUCAUUUUCUUAA
This is a messenger RNA of Histoplasma mississippiense, 687 nucleotides long. RefSeq lists its product with no specific name. The transcript is spliced from 3 exons. Lineage: Eukaryota; Fungi; Ascomycota; Eurotiomycetes; Onygenales; Ajellomycetaceae. Bases 1 to 687 code for a protein of 228 amino acids. The record is from RefSeq and is a predicted model, not a curated record.